CAGCUGACUCGCUGCACUAUUAUGUGAUAGAGGCUACUCGAAGAUCGGCUGUAAUUUGCCGUCAGUCAAAGUAUCUGAUAUCCGUUAUGGUUGUACAGUGCGAGACGGCUACACUCGUCCAUGCCGUUAUGCUCGUUCUAUGACUUCUGCAACACCGAAAUCCUGAGCAGUCUACAAACUUUCAGACCAUUUAAACGACAAACAACCCAAGUUGAAUCACAGACUCAGUCUGAAACAGCGGCUAAAUAGCUUGAGUAACAGCACACGAAGUUUGGUGGUACGAUAUGCCUGGCACAGCUUCACGACCAUCAGGGUCGACAGGACAGCCCCGGACUCGACAACGAAGACAUAAAUCACCGCCCGUUCUUGAUGUCCCUGACAUUGAGAAAGACGCUGCUGAGAGAAAACGGGUCCUCAAUGUUUUGGCGCAACGACGGUACCGCGAGAAAAAGCGUCUCAACAAAAAGUCUGGCUCGCAUCAUGGUGCUACAGCGCAAUCCUCUGAAUCACAGGAUGUUCCUAAAGUUGCUUCAGCGCAGGCUAGUGAGCCAACGUCUUUGGAUUCUACACAGCAUCUCUCAACCACACCACCAUCCAUAGACCAAGGCGUGGGACAGUUGGGUCUGGACUUUGAUUUGCUCCAUGAUCCAAUUGGCGUAUCUGAAGCUGAACUAGGUCUCUCUCCAGAAGAUUUGUUGGGGCUUCUAGGAAAUGAGAAGGAUGCAGACCAGUCACUUCCCGUACGGGGAGCCCUCCCAUCGUCGCUACCGGAGGCAUUGCCUUUCGCUACAAAUCUUGAUACAGCCUUCGCCGCGCAGUUCCCAUCCUUUGGUGCUUUGGAUCAACCGACGACUCUAUCGGCGAGCACCGUGUCUUCCUCGUCGACAUUGUCGUUCACGCCAUCACCAGCAGGGGAGUUCGACUUUCCGGACUCCUAUAUGCUCCCUGUUCACGAGCUCACCCUCCUCCGUGGACUGAUGCGCGUAUCGACAAGAAUAGGAUGCGACACGUCCGAGAUCUGGUCGCCGACAUGCCUCUCCCCGUUCAACACCAACACAGGCACACCGGCUGCUCUGCUCCCUCCCAACUGGCGGCCGACAUCAGCGCAGAUCACGGUGCCACACCACCCGCUCCUUGAUCUCCUCCCCUGGCCCUCGGUGCGGGACCGUAUCAUUAUGAUUCUCAACUUGCCCGACGAGGCGCGGCCGACGCAUGCGCGGGGCGCCAUGGCUCUCUUCAACUUUGCGUAUGACUUUGAAGACAGCGCCGAGGGCGCCAGAAUCUACGGCGACGAUCCUUGCGAUGGGAACAGCUGGGAGGUUGGUCAGGUGCUUUUCGAGAGAUGGUGGUUCUUGUUUGAUAGGACGAUUGUGGAAGGGAGUAAUCGAUGGAGAGCACUCAGGGGGGCUCCGCCGUUGAUGGUCAAGGAUGUGACGGAGUCAUAGGCGUAGCCGCGUACGAUAUGCCUGAAAAACAAAGAAGAAAUACUCAAUACUGGAAAGGGGGCAUGUAAUUCAAGACGUCUACAAGUAUACGUGUAUGUUCUCACAACAGCUCCCACACAUAGGACUCGCAUAUGAGCCUGGC
This is a messenger RNA of Emericellopsis atlantica, 1587 nucleotides long. RefSeq lists its product as uncharacterized. The record is from RefSeq and is a predicted model, not a curated record. Lineage: Eukaryota; Fungi; Ascomycota; Sordariomycetes; Hypocreales; Bionectriaceae. The transcript is spliced from 2 exons. The coding region runs from base 285 to 1445 and encodes 386 amino acids.